AUGCUUAAGCUACCUAAAGGACUAAAGAAGAAAAAGAAAGGCAAAAAGUCCAAGAAAGAUCAGGAACUGUUUACCGAGGAGGAGCUCGAGCAGUACCGUCGGGAGCAUCAGAAUCACUCGGCGCUCAACUCGGCGGCACCAUCGGACAGCGAGGACCAGCCGGGCGGUAGCGAAAAGUCCGAAAACAACGAGGAAUGGUCGAAGUUUGCAGCACUCACCAGUGGCAUUGAUUCGGUGCUAAAGAAAACCCAGGGCGAUCUAGACCGUAUCAAGAGCACCUCGUUCUUCCAGAAGGUUCCGACCAAGGUAGAGCAGGAGGCACGAGAGCGCGAAGAGCGCGAACGACGCGAACAGGAGGAACGCGAACGGGCAGCUGAAGCGGCGAAGGUCCAGGAGGAACAACGGGCAGCUGAAGAGCUUAUAAACGCGGUUGUUGAGCUUUCCGAAUCGGAACCGAACUCGGAAGCCGAAGAAGAUAUAUUCGAUACUGGAUAUAUCGAUGCGAUAGCAAGUGGUGAGUUACCGAUCGCAUACGUCCCAGAGUCGCCUGUACUUGAAUCGUUCGAAGGUGAAGACCCGUUCGACACAUCGUACGCGGAAAAGCUUAUCAAAGGUCCGGAAGUUUCGAAGCGAGGCAAGAAAAUCGUUAAUAUCGGAUCGGCCGUUGAGGUACUAACUGGACGGGUUGAGAGUGUUGGUACUGGAUCGACCAAGGGUAAUCGACAGAGACGUGGUAUACAGAAUCUACUGCUCGCAAGCUUUGACGAGAGUGAGCAGCAGGGACGAAACGGGGCCGAGUUAAGAUUUGGUGGUGAAGGUAAGCCUGCGGAACAGCUGCAAAUAGAACAACCGCAGGCGUUUAGUUUGUUGGAUGAUUCGGCAGAUUUACCGGCGGAUGUUCCAAUCGAUCUGAGUGUAUCGCUGCAUCUGACGCUUCAAAAGCAGUAUCAAGAGCAACAGCAGGAAGAGGGUGGAAUCCACCAAGAGGCAACCGCCGACACCGGUGUCGAAACAGAGCUCAAUUUAGACGAGUUUGACGAUCUCAAAAAACGUACACCUGUUAUUUCUGGUGUCGAGUUUGAGCUACUGAUUGGAGACUCUGGUUCCAAGGAAAAGGCUCCAGCUAACGCAGACCUACCGGUAGUUGAUCUAGACGAGUUUGAGGACGCUCCCGUAAACGACCCGUUCGAUACUGGGUUUGUUGAGCGGAUUCUACCAGCCACGACCGUUGAGGACGACGAGUUUGAUCCCCGUGCUGAAGAACCAGAAGUACCCGUGGACGACUUUGAUUUUGAUCCACGCGCUGCCGAACCGGAGGAGAAGCGCCUCAGUUCACCGGAUCUAUUUUCCGUCGAUCAAACCAACUUGCUGCAGGCCGCGUACGAAGCUAGUACGCUCGCCAAGGAUCUUCUGUCCGGCAGCAGUUCGGAUCUAGCGGGUAUAGCCCACGCACCGCUUGAGUGUACGGCGGGUGGAGUGCGAACAGCAUCGACUUCGUUGACAGCGGAUCCAUUCGACACCUCCGACGUUGAAUUUAUUGUAGCACCUGGCAAGACCGAACUAAAGUUUCUCGAGGAGGAACUCCUCACGGAUCGCGGCCCAGGUCUAAACCAUUCGCUCAGUGAUCCCAACUUCGAUCCGCGUGCCGGAGGCGAGAAGGAGCAUCAUACCACCCAACAGGAAGAGCAGCGUACUGAGGAAGACUUCCAAUCGCUCGCCCAGCGCAAAUCAUCACUUAGUCUGCACAUCGGCAACGGUGGUCCAGUAGGGGGUGGUGCUAAUCGUAGCAAAUCAGUAGUAUUUGCCGUACCAACUCCGGAUCUGCUCAAGCUCGACGGUGAACAGGCAAUCGCGAAGAAACCCCUAACGCCGUAUUACAAUCGUGAACCGUCUCUUCCGGACGUAGACGCUGAUCCGUUCGACACGUCGUUUGUGCCAUCGGUGGCACCAACACAGCUCGAGCUUAGCUUACUGGAGAAAGAACUAAACAGUGCAUCGCUACACCAUAGCCUGUCCGAUCCGGAGUUUGAUCCGCGGGCAGAAUCUCCUACCGCACCCCCGCCCAGCACCCGUUCGGAUCUGCUCGGUGUGAGUGAGCAGGAACAUCUGCAGAAGGUGCUAACGCCCGCACGUGGUGGUGCAUCAAUUGAGGCGGAUCCGUUCGACACAUCCAUUGCGGUAAACUUGCAGCCGGGCCGGGCCGAGCUGAAGUUACUGGAGGAAGAGCUCAUACCGCCAGUUGCCAAGGACAGUAGUGUCGUGUCGGACAUCUUGUCGGACGUUGCUCCGGAAGCUAGUUCAGUGUUUGUGAAGGUGCUAACACCGCAGGCCAGUAACAGUUCCAUCGAUCUGGGUGGUGGUAUCGGUGGUGCUGAGCCGGAGGAGAUCGAUCCGUUCGAUACGUCGUUCGUGCCAAGUUUAGGACCGGGACGGGCUGAAAUUAAGCUGCUCGAAAGUGAGCUCAUUGAUCAGUAA
Messenger RNA from Anopheles marshallii, 2475 nucleotides. Its product is annotated as protein stoned-A. The record is from RefSeq and is a predicted model, not a curated record. The transcript has 2 exons. Lineage: Eukaryota; Metazoa; Arthropoda; Insecta; Diptera; Culicidae. Bases 1 to 2475 code for a protein of 824 amino acids.